Molecule: messenger RNA, 8292 nt
Organism: Drosophila biarmipes
Lineage: Eukaryota; Metazoa; Arthropoda; Insecta; Diptera; Drosophilidae
Gene: Usp10
Product: histone-lysine N-methyltransferase 2D
Exons: 10
Coding region: 475-5088 (1537 amino acids)
Biological process (GO): DNA damage response, signal transduction by p53 class mediator; protein deubiquitination; regulation of autophagy
Cellular component (GO): nucleus; cytosol
Molecular function (GO): cysteine-type endopeptidase activity; cysteine-type deubiquitinase activity
Source: RefSeq, a predicted model, not a curated record
ACGGUCACACCGGUUUUUCGGCCAAAAAAUAAAGAACAAUAAAAACGCUUGUUGGCCCGCUUGAGAAAAGGGAUCGCCAGCGACAGCGAAGAGAGCGAGUGCCGUGCUAACCGGUGACCUCUCGCCGAGCCCCGUGCCCUGUGACCCGCGAAAGUGCCCGCCCAGCGUCAGAUUGUCGCAGCCGCAGCAGCAGCAGAAUUGGGAGCAGCGUGUAAAAGUUGCGGAAUUAUCGUGGCACCGCGCGUGAAGAGAGGAGAGCGCCGGAGAGAGCGAGAGCGCGCAGCGAGAGAGGAGCGAGAUUGCCGCACGCAUAAAAUAUGAUCAAAUUGCAAAAUUGAUUUCAAUUGGCCACUCAACAAAGCAAACAGCAAUUUCAAUGUUUGGCGCCUGCUGCGACUCUUGAGACUCGUUUAAAUCCGCAACUAGAACCAAACCAGGAUCUGAGCCCAGUCCCGCUCUUUCGGCUUUCUGGCCAUGGCGCAGCAAACGCAGCCGCAGCAGCAGGCAGCGCCGUCCACGUCCGCGCCGGCCUCCACGGCGGCGGGGUCCUCUGGGGGAGCAGGAUCCUCCGGAGCAGCAGGCGGAGGUGCCGCCACGCCCAUCUCAACGCCGUCGACGCCUCAGCCGGCCGGCGUAGGCGGACCCAGCAACAAUAACAACAACUUGGUCUCGCCCUCCGGGAACAACAAUCUACUGACGCCCGUCCAGGCCUUCGCUCCGGCCGGACAGCCCGUGUACAAUCCACCCGUCUACAUGUCCGCCCACGGAGGGCACCCCCAUGCCGGAGCCCACUACCCGGCCAUGAUCCCCGCUCCGAUCCCCAGCAACAACGUCUACGUGAACAACGUCACUGCCAAUGUGAACCUGCAUGGCUGGCCGCACGGCGUUCCGACCUACAUGCAGGCUGGAGGCCAGCACCACUACAUUGGACACGGCGACAUGCCCCCGGAGCAGGGCAACACCGUGAUGCCGCAUCUGCAGCCCCUGCCCAUCAACUUGGCUCCCCAGGGCGGCUCUCCGAAUCCCCACACUCCCGGAAUGAGUGGUGGACGCACACGGGGCCGCGGUCGUGGACGUGGACCCGGUGGACCGCGACGCAACGACUACCAUGGGCCACGUCACCUCCAGCAGCAGCAGCAACUGAUCACCCUGCCGCCGCAGCAGCAACUGCCCCCGCCGGAUGGAGCCAAUCCCGGCCUGCAACUGCAGCCGGAUCAGAUGGGUCAGCAACUGCCGCCGCCGGAGGCGCACAUGCAGCAUCUGCCGCAGUACUACGCCGCUGGACCGCCCACCUACGCCUACGGGCCGUAUCCGCCCUACUUCGCGCCGCAGCAUACGAACAUGCAGCCGCCUCCGAACCCCACUGCUGCCCAGCAGGCCACCGGGACUCCGGUCUUCAUCUCCGCACCGGUCAUGUACAAUCCGGCGUGGUUCAACCCCGGCGGCUACAUCUACCCCAUGAUGCACCCGGCCGAGUACCAGUAUGUCCCAGAAGAUGCUGGCCAGCCGGGAGUGGAUGAUCGUGUCGCCCAGCCUGAUGGGGGCAUGACCCAGAUCUGGCAUACGGCGCCCAUGUACGCCGAGGACUUUGAAGUGCUGCAACAGCAGCAGCAGCAGCAACAACAGCAGCAACAGCAGCAGCCCCAACAGGUGGCCGUGCAUCCCAACGGAGGAGUCGUCAAUGUGGGCGAUGAGCUUAACCACAACAGCUCGUCUCUGCCCUCUUCGGAGACGUCGAGCAUGCUCAGUCCGAGCUACCCGAUCUACGAGAUGCAGCAGCAAAUGGGCGUGAUGCAGAUCUACGACGACGGACAGAUGGCCGCCCUGCAGCCAAUUCACCCAGGAGCAGGCCCAGUGCCCCAGUACGAGGACGAACUCGCCGAGUGCGGAGCUCCUCCGCCUGGCGCUAUUCCUGUGGCCUGGACUGCUGCCAUGCCUCUGCCGCCGGAUGGCGUACAGCCGGCCCUGCUGCCCCCGCCGCAUCACAUCUUGCAGCAAACGUCGCCCGUGCUAAUCGAGCAGCCGGCCCAGUUGGUUCAGGCCCAACCUCCUCAGCCGCCAACGCCCACUCCGCAACAGCCACAGCCGCAUCAGGAGCCCAUGGUUGACAAGAGUUUGACUAACAACAACAACGAGGUGGCCUUGGAUGAAAAGUUGGCCAACGAGAAGCAGCAGCAAAUUGAAUUGGAGUUCCGCCAGCAGCAGCAUCAGCAGCAGGAACUGCAGCAUCAACUGCAACAACAGCAGCAACAGGAGCCACAUCAGCAGCAGCAGCAACAUCAGCCAUUGCCGCCGCUGCAAAUCGAAAAGCCGCCAACAAAAGUGCCAAACCUUGUAGUAGCAACAGUGGCACCUCAACUGCAACAGGCCCCGCAGCAGCAUCAGCCAGCACCGCAGCAACAUCAGCAGCAGCAAACAUCGCCGGUGGUGCCGCCACAGCAGCAGCAACAGCAGCAACAACCGCCGCAGCAGACUAGCUACCAUGAUCAACAUCAUUUGCCUCAGCAGCAGCAGCAGCAACCGCAGCAGCCACAGCGCAAGCCUUCGCAGCAAUACAAUCAAUCGCAGCAGCAACAGGUGCGUCGCAAGUACUCCUCGGAGUACAACCACCAUCACCACCAGCACGGCAGCAGCGAUACAGGCAUCCAGACUACCAAGACCAUGUCCUGGACCAACUCCGCCCAGCACAAAAAGUCCACGCAAUCGGUUUCCGUCACUGCUUCGCCCAACAACGUAAACAAUGGAUCGGGUGGCGUAAGUGUUGCAAGUGGACCGGCUGGAAAACCCAACUACAGUCACUCCACAAAGACGUUUACCAACCAGCAGCACUACCAGCAGCAGCAGCAACACUACCAGAACCAGAACAACUAUAACAACAACAGUGGCGGCAGCGGCGGCCACAACAGCACCAGCAACAGCAUCUCGAGCAGCGGCAACAAUCAGCCCCAGGUGCGCAACUAUGGCACCAUGAAGGUGCCCUCGUCGCCGGUGGCCAGCACAGCUCCAACGCUGGAGCGUAAAAACAGCCAACAGGCAGCAGCAACCCCGGCAACAGCAUCAGCAGCAACUGCAACGCCAGUGGCAAUCACAACAGCAACUACCUCAACGGCCAGCAUUACGGCUACCCCCAAUCAAUUCCAACAGGAGACGAGCAACAACAGUGCAGCACCAGUGGUCAGUGCCCCGCAGCAACAGCAGCCCGCACCGCAGCAACAUGUCACAUCCGCACCGCCAGCGGCAGCAGCACCAACGAAGUCGUACAGCAACUAUGCUGCUAAGAAGCACCAGAGCUAUGAGCCAGUGGUCCUAAGCUCCGUGGUGGCCUCCAGUUCGACGGCCAACCAGCAACCCCAGCUGAAUCUUGCCCCUCCUGCUCCGCCAGCUUCGCAGAACAGCAGCGACAGUGCCCAGCUCUCGUGGGCCAGUUUGUUCGCCAGCAACAAGCCUGUGGCCAAGGUGGCGCCCUAUGAGGCCUGCAAGCCUCAGCAGCAACCGCAACCCCAUCCAGUGCUCCAAUUGGCUCCUCCGCAGCCAGCUCUAGUAACAGCUGCUGCUCCGGCUGUCCAACUGGCAGCGCCGCCUCAAAAUUUGCCCCUGCCCACGGCUCACCAGCAAUCGCAGUUGCCAGCUCCAGUUCCGGCGCCCACGACUCCGCUGAUCACCCCCGGAGCGCUUUCCUAUUCCGCGGCAUCUGCUCAGGCAGUUCCUGCUCCCAGUCCCGCCUCAGCAUCCGUCAAGCCUCUGAAGCCGGAGCCACCUCGUGCGGUGCAGCAACAUCUGGAUGAGUGGACCAACAAGUACGCCGAGUACCUGACGCGCCACAAGACCAACCUGGCGCCGAUCAGUCUGCGACCCCGGGGACUGACCAACAGGUCCAACUACUGCUACAUCAACUCGAUUCUGCAGGCUCUGCUCGGCUGCUCGCCGUUCUACAACCUGCUGCGCUCCAUUCCCAAGCAGGCGGCUGUCCUGAGCGAGGUCAAAACGCCCACUGUGAACGCUAUGAUGUCCUUUAUGACCAACUUUUCAUCGCUGCCUAGCGGCCUGCGCCUGCGCCUGAACAACCUCAACAAAGGAUCCCAAAGCAAGGGCAAGGACGAGUUUGUGGGCUCUGAUUUGCAGUGCGACAUGGCCUUCGAGCCCACAGAGAUCUACAAGUUAUGGAACGACAGUCGCGAGGAGCACGUCGAGGGUCGCCAGGAAGACGCCGAGGAAUUCCUGGGCUAUGUGCUCAACAAGCUGAACGAUGAGAUGCUGGAGGUCAUUAAACUAAUUGACAAACCCACAACCCAACAAAAUGGCCAGGAGCCCGCUGAGCCAGAAGACGGCGGCGACGUCUGGCAGAUGAUUUGCAACAACCGCAACAAGGGCAGUGUCACCCGCCAAACUGACUUUGGGCGCACGCCCAUAAGCGAGAUCUUCCGGGGAGAACUGCGUUCCCGGCUGCAACGCGAAGGAGAGCACUCCACGGAUGUCAUUCAGCCCUUCUUUACGCUUCAAUUGAACAUCGAAAAAGCUGCCUCCGUGAAGGAAGCACUGGAGAUCCUGGUGGGUCGUGAUCAGCUGGAGGGGGUCACCGGCAGCAAGACCAAGCAGGAGGUGGUUGCCUGGCAGCAGAUGACGCUGGAGAAGCUGCCCGUCGUCCUCAUAUUGCAUUUAAAGUACUUUGACUACCGGUCCGAUGGGUGCACAAAGAUCUUGAAGAAGGUGGAGUUCCCCGUGGAGCUCAAGAUCGAUGCCAAAAUCCUCGGCUCGAAGAAGACGUCGCAGAAGCAACGCGCCUAUCGCUUGUUUGCGGUGGUGUACCACGAUGGAAAGGAGGCCUCUAAGGGCCACUACAUCACGGACGUGUUCCACACGGGCUACAGCAGCUGGUUGCGCUACGACGACAGCUCGGUGAAGCCGGUCAGCGAAAAGCACGUCCUCCAGCCGCACACCCCGCGGGUGCCUUACCUCCUUUACUACCGCCGCUCCGACACCCUGCCGCCGCAGCAGCAGCAGUCCCAGCAGCAAACCGCCAACGGCGGAGGAUCGGGCGGAGCGGUAGGCAGCAGCUCCUCCUCGUCGAAUGCCGGGGACAAUAAGUGAAGGGCUAAUGUAAAAAUGCAUCAGAACUUUAAGUGCUAGCGAUAGACUACAUCUAAUCUUAUGUGUCAGAGCGUGUGAGCGUGAGUGCGAGUUUGAGAGUUCGGUUUUAUAUGCAUAUACGUAUACAAAUUAACAAUUACAUAUAUUCGAGCGGUAAAUAUUUAAGCCCAAAGUCCAAAGCGCAUGUCCGUGUGUCAGAGUGCGAUUGUGUGAAAAGGAAAUUAGCUCUAAGCUAGACUAGAAUUAAGCUUGGGCAGAAACGUAGGCGUAAGCAGAAACAAAACUCGUUGGAACGAAAGCAUUGUACAAAGAGUGGGCAGAUCGAAGGGCUCUGUAAACUAAACAGCGAGAAUUACCAUAUAACCUAGUGCUAAAUCUACAAACUCCCCAUUUAUCUGUGGCACAAAAAGCUCUCCCAGCCGUUAAGCGUAGUGAGUGUUAGGAACAUACCCCAAAUAUACCGGAAUUCUUCUCGAUAUGUUAUGACAAACGCUUAGAGCUGUAAAUAUACACAAAUAUCAUAUAUUGUAGUUGAUCAGUUUCGCGGGAUGCAGCAUGCAUUUAAACAAAACAACCCAGCAACAAUAUAUCGAAUGCUUUGAAUAUGCUUUAAAGAAAUAUACAUUUAGAACCAAGGUCUUUUCGACACAAAGAGUAAACACGGGCAGUGGUGGUCGCAGUAAUGGCCGCAAAAUCUCAAAAUCUGCAAGCCAAAUUGAGUUACUUUGAGUGUGGUCUGUAAGACCGAAAUCGGGUAGAAUCUUUUUUACUAAAAUAUUUUUUGCUCAGGUCGAAGAUGGCAGUUUUAGCAUGAUCAGCGGCCAAUAUGUUAAUGAAAUAAUAAUUAUAUCCUUUAAGGCUAUUACUCAGACCACAUCUGUGCAUUGCAUUAUUUCGUACAUGUUUGUAAGCAGCUAAAUAAGUUAAAAUCGCGUUCAUUUGUAAUUUAUUUUAUAUGUUGUUUAGUUUUACAUGCAAUCAGUUAGGAGGGCAGAUUCAUAUAUAUUUACGAAACUUGUUAUUCAUAGUUAGUGAAACUUUUUUGGGGUUGUCCCUGACUUGGAUUCGUUGUUUGCCUUCAUGAUAUUCGAGUUCUUCAUACCUUACUUUUUCUAGGUCUAGAGCAUUAGUUUGUACGUCACGUUAGAGAAUUGUGUUGGGAUUGAAACAGAAGAUUUGAAAGGGAAAAAUAAUUGUAUGUAAUCGGGUCAGAACUAAAACUAAUCAAUCAUACUAGUUGAUAGCUAUCUAACAAACGUAUACACCCAUAUAUAUUUUAUAGGAUAUAAACGCAUAUAUAUUAUUUAUAGAUAUCGUGCCAAUGUUAAAACAUCUAAACAUUAAAAAAAAAGAGGAAUUUGAGUAAGGAAAGCUAGUAACUUGUCAAUGCUUUGUAUAGUCAGCGGCAGAGCAAGAAUGGAAUAUAUAUGUACGGUUAACUAACCAAUUCAAUCAUCUGUUUGGGGACUAGACUUUUCAGACUAAGUAAAAUGCAUUGCAUACUUUUAGACAACCGUGCUUUGAUUUUUGGGAGUUUGAAAAUUUUAGAAAUCUCCAUGGAUCAUUGAUAGAAGGCUGCUCCCACAGAAGAAGUACUCGUUCUCAAAUGGAUUGCAAUUAGCAGUCUAUUUAAGUAAGAGGGAAAUCCGAAAAAAUUCUUAAGCUAAUCGUAUACUAGAGGAAGGCAUUGACAUAUAUGAGGUAUAUUACGAAUAGGACACAAAAGCGAAACCAUAAAUAUAAAUCUACACAUAUAUUUUGAUGUUAUACAAAUAUGAACUAAUUAUAAGUGAAAUUAUAGGAAAACAUUUUUAUAGAAACUUGUGCGCGUCUGCGUUUUGCUAGUUACAAAUAGGUUCCUAAAACUACGAAAAAGCAAAAAAAAAAAAAUACAAACAAAAAUCUAUACAACUACAAAUAGUAACGAAAUGUUGAAGCAAAGGAAUAUUAAAAAACAAUAAUAUUAAUACUGAUAUAUGUAGUCUAAAGCCAAGCUAAAAUCGUAAACAGUAACAUUAAAAUGGAAGAAAAAACAUACAAUACAUAUAAAUUUAUAAAUCCAAUUUAUACAAAACCGAAGCAAAGCGGAGAAGAUAGAGAGUUGAUUUACCAUUAACAAAUAUUUUUGCAAGCGAAAUUAGAAUGUCAAACAUAAACGGAAGAAGCAAGUAGGAUUAACAAUAUAACUAAAGACGUAACUUGUAACAUUAUCCCUUAUAUGCAUAUAUUAUUUUUUUUGUCAUGAUUGUUAUAUAUGAUUAUGGAAUACUCCAACAAAUUGUUUAUUCAUAUUUUAAAUCUAUUUUACCAACUAUACCAGCACCUAUUGUUAUGUCCAGUCCGGAGAGUGUGUUUUAAAGCUAUUUUGAGAACGGAAUCGAAAACUGAAUUUAUUUCUAUCUACCAUAACCAUAACCAUGUAUCUUUUAUUUUUUGUUAGCCUCUAACUGCCUAAUGGCCUUAAAACGCACUGUACCAUGUCCUAGUUUUUGUCUAACCAAUCGCGAUUUUUCUUAUACCUUUUGAUAAUUUUGUAACAUCCUUUUGGCAUUUUGUUGUCCCCGUCUAUGUAUGUUUUAGAUUUUAAGUAGUUUCUAAGGCUGUGUAACUAACUAAGCAUAAGUAUCGACACUUUUUGCGUAUGGCCAGGUGUGGAGAGGGAUCUUUAUUGCCCGGUCCCGAACCCGAUCGUUGUUUGAGUUUGCCGGACAAUUUUUGUUUAUUUUGCAACCUUUUCCUACUUUUGAGGCCUCCGGCCAGAGGCUCCUCCGAUAAACAGAAAUUGGCAAGUGCACUUACUAAACGUAUAACGAUAUAACGAGGAUUAGCGUGUAGUCGGGGAGAAUCGGAAUAAUAGAGCAGCUCUAAGUACGUUUAGCCAGCAGACAAACUAAUAUUAGCGUUUUGUAACCAAGUUUUCUAAGGCGACAGUGGAGACGGCCAAUAAAGCGAAAGAUGUAACAAGAAACUAGAUGUUUAACAGGUCGAAAUGAUUAACAAGACACACUGAAGCGAAUUAAUUAGUCCACAUUUAGUCUAAUGAAACCAUGCUAAAGUAAAUCUACAAACUAAAGCGAAUUCAGUUGUACUACGUAAAUAUAACAAACGGAUAAUAUUGUACCAUGGAAAUCUAAAACAUAAACAAACGAAAUGAAAUGAAACAUUAUCUAGCAAUAAAAUAAACGAGUGAUUUCAUUGCCACAA